UUCAGGAUUUCUUUAUUCAAUGAGUUUGCUGUAUCAGGUUGCACGAUCGAGCUCUAUGCCCCCAAAUACAAGAGAUGCUUUAUACCAGAGUUUACCACCAAGCAUAAAAUCAGCUCUACGCUACAAAGUACAAUCUUUAUCAGUCAAAGACGAGCUCACUGUUACAGAAAUCAAAGAUGAGAUGGAGAAGACUUUGCAGUGGCUUGUUCCAAUUGCCACUAACACAGCCAAAGCCCAUCAUGGAUUCGGCUGGGUUGGCGAAUGGGCUAAUACAGGGUCUGAUGGCAACCGGAAGUCUGCUGCUGGGACUACUGAUGUGAUUCGCAUUGAGACACUCCACCAUGCUGACAAGGGGAAAACAGAAGCCUAUAUUCUUGAUUUAGUAUUGUGGCUUCACCAUCUAGUCAACAGGGUUAAGAUUGGGGCCACCGUUGGUGGCAUAAAGUCACCCAUCAAGUAUCCAGUUGCGACACCCCUGCAAAAUGCAAAUAAGCAGACCAAAGAUGAGACCGCCAGUUCCCCGUUACUAACCCCGGAAGACCAGGAGAUCUUAGAGAAUGUAAGUAAAAGAAGAAGAAUCCGAGGAACAAGUAAAAGCCACGACUUUGACCGGAUAAAGUUGAAAAAAUAUGAUAGGCUGAGCAAGAGCAGUGGCCACUCCUUGCAAAGCGGAAAUAAGGAAUUAGUCGCCAUAAAGAGGCAUCCUUCUCAUCUUCCCAUAAUUUCAUUUGGUAUAGAGAAGGAAAAGGUACUGGAUGUCAUUGACAGAGUUGAUGAGCUUAGAUAAUCUAAAGAAUUGAAAUAUACAGAGACAAGACAAAAAGUGCCAGAGUAAUAUGACAACAUUAUGGGAAAAGAAAAAGUAUUAAGGAAUGUUAGUAACACUAUUUGUUAUUCUAUUUUUAACACGUGUAUAAAAGAUAAAUAAUAAUAAGUUGGUAAUAUAUUAUUCUUUUGUAUUUGUGUCAUAAGUGUUUCUUUGGGGCACUGGCAGUCGAUGGAAAUGGGGUGUAUGUGUAAGUUUUUAAGAUAAUUUCUUGUAAGUUUAUCUUUGUGUAAUUUGUUUUGACGUGGUUAUUUGAUUAUAUUCAACAAUUCUUUUUGUUGUCUUUUA
Molecule: messenger RNA, 1114 nt
Organism: Pistacia vera
Lineage: Eukaryota; Viridiplantae; Streptophyta; Magnoliopsida; Sapindales; Anacardiaceae
Exons: 4
Coding region: 20-787 (255 amino acids)
Biological process (GO): positive regulation of growth
Source: RefSeq, a predicted model, not a curated record